AUGUCGCCUAUAACCAAAAAAAGAAAGAUCGGCGACUUCGGUCCUGUUGCUUCCUCGGACCACUUCAGAGAUCUCUACGAGCUUCGCGAAAUAUUCUGCCGCAUGAUGGACGAAGGGACAUGCGGUAUCUGCUCCGCGCUCCUGCUCAGGACGCAUACCACUGAAUGCGGACACAGCUUUUGCAUAAAGUGUACGCGCAAGAUCUUCAGAGACCCUCCUUGCUGCGAGGCACUAGUCCAUGCGGGCUGCCCAAUAUGCCGCAGAGACAUCACCUGCCGUAAAGACCACAAUCGAAGGCUUAUCCUCCCUCGCUCUAUUGUGAUGGAGAAGAUUCUCGGACACCUAAAGCAAUGGGCAGUCAAAUUGAGGGCGAGAGAUGACGCAGCUCGCGCGGCUGGCCAAAAGAUCGAUAUAGACAGCGCGUGGCGGAGGACAGUCUACGAGGUCGCAUCGUUCCAAGAAGACUGCGACGAGCCAGUGGAAGACUCAAGCUGGGACUUGGAACGCUCUUCGGAAGCAGAAUCAGACUGGGAAGAAAACGAAGAGUAA
Molecule: messenger RNA, 549 nt
Organism: Colletotrichum destructivum
Lineage: Eukaryota; Fungi; Ascomycota; Sordariomycetes; Glomerellales; Glomerellaceae
Product: Putative Zinc finger, RING-type
Exons: 2
Coding region: 1-549 (182 amino acids)
Source: RefSeq, a predicted model, not a curated record